GCCUACAGGUGUAUACGAGAUGAUGUGAAGCUCCUCUGCCUAUAGAGACCAAGAUGGCUGAAGUCCAGGCCACAGUGGAGUUUUCUGUGGAACUCCACAAGUUCUACAAUGUGGACCUGUUCCAGAGAGGGUUCUACCAGAUGCGUGCCAGUCUUAAGGUGCCCCCGCGGGUUCCACACAAAGUUGAGACCAGUCUUCUUCGUGCAGGAGGCUCGGAUCUGGCGUUCCCUGCUUCAGUCCAGGAUGAUGUCAUCUGCAGCAAAACUUUUCAAAUCUUGUAUAAGAACGAAGAGGUUGUUGUUAAUGACGUCCUUCUCUUCAAAGUGAUGAUGCUGCUGGAUGAGAAGAAGGUAGAAGAGUCCCUCAAUGACAUGGAUUUUCAGCUCUUCUUGGAUUUGUAUUUCACAGAUGGUGAUUACACACCAGAUGAUGCAAGCACCCUGCAGAAUAUCAGUGGCCGCGUCCUUCGUUUGCACUUUAGCCUCGAUCGAGGCAUCCACCAACACAUUAAUGUUAUGUUUGAUUAUUUCCACCUGUCUGUCAUCUCUGUGGUUAUCCAUGCCUCCCUUGUGGCACUGCAUCAGCCUCUCAUCAGUUUCCCUCGACCUGUGAAAACCACAUGGCUGAACCGAAAUGCUCCCGCACAGAGCAAAGAUUCAGUCAUCCCACCCCUGGAGAGCGUUGUCUUUGGCAGCAGCUAUGUAAAGCAGGUGUCACCAGAUGGCAGGGCGUUCCUGGUGUCCGACCCCUGUCUGCAGCAUGCCUUCAGUCUGCACCACAACCUUUGCUCCAAUCUUCUGAUAGCCUAUCAGGGCCUUUUUGGCUACUUUACCUCCGUUACUAAGGACCUGCCCUCCUCCCAUCGUAUGGAACUAGCCAAGCCCAGCAUGCAGGUGCUAUAUGAGAGAGUUCUCAGAAGACCCUARCCCCGAGGUGAAAGACACGUCUACAUAGAACAACUCGACUUAGAGGCCCGGCUAAAUGAGCUGUGUGAACAAGUCAAGCUAAAAGCAGAGUCUCCAGAUGAGCUGGCAGAAUUAGUUAACAUGAACCUGGCUCAGCUCUGCUCUCUGCUCAUGGCUCUUUGGGGACAGUUUGUUGAAGUCCUGUCCCUGCAGGAGCACAUUGCUGGUGUACUAUCUAUGGAGCACCAUACACUAAGAGUUAGACGGUUUGCUGAAUCUUUCUUUUGUCUUGAACAUCCAAGACAAUCUGCUCUGGCAUAUCAGGAGCUUCAUGCUCACAGUCACCAACAGAUGACUAAUGCUAUCAAAAGCUCCAGCUACUUCUUGUGUUUGCCUCCACUUCCAGUGGAUUGUGCAGACCUCGAUGGCGAUGUUAGUUCUCUGCCAAUUAUCUUUGAGGAUCGAUACCUGGAUUCUAUCACUGAAGAUCGUGAUGGACCUUGGUUAGGCAUGCACAAUUUGAAAACUGGUUCUGUUUCAAGUAAAACGGAGAAGCCCAAUGCAAAGGACUUUAGUGCGGCUGCCAGCCCCAUACCUGAGUCAAGUUGUGCACCCGUGGAUAACACCUGGCCAGAUAAUUUUGAAGCGCCACCCAAGUCCAAAGGCAAAUCCGUAAGAAUAAAGAAAACCUCKAAGACUGAGAACUCCAAGAAGUUGAUUAGACAGGGUUCCAAAGACUCUGUGGUUUUAGUGGGCUAUAAGAAUCUUAAAGCCCCCUAUAGCGACACCAGCACAAAGUACAAGGAAGAGGAGCCUUCUCUUAGCCAAGCUGAGGAGAGUCAUUCAUUGCAACAGGACUCGAAUUGUUUUUUACGGACUAAUACUAGUUCUGCAUCAGAAUCUGGUGGAGCAUCAAUACAUUUUGACAACCGUGCUAAUGAGACUGCUGCAGAUGACAAUAUAACCAUGGUUGGCGGUCAUAAAGCUCUUUUCAAACAUGUUUCUACUUUGGACUCUCAAAGCAACCCUCAGGCAGGUACUGGGGCUGCUGCUACGAGUCAACAAGUUCAAAAAGAUGAGCACGUUGACCUUACUGGCCAAAAGGUGUCACAGCUAUCGACGGUAAUAAAGCAAAGUGAAGAAAAAACAAGUAAAGAUUCAACUCAAGGUGAUAAGCUAUCAUAUCCGACUGUUGGAACUCUCAGCAGUAAUAUUCCUGGAAUCUCCCAGACAGAUGCUUGUGACUCUCAGCAGUCUGCAGUGGAUUCUGUUUUUGAAAAGCCAAGCAAAGAGGCAACACAGUGUAGCCAAGCUUGUGGGGUCUCAAUAAAGGUAAAGAGCGAGUGUAUCAGGAUGCUAGAUGUGGGAAUCCCUAACGUCUCAUCACGCCUCUCAGACUCCGGCAUCGAAAGUGAGCCCAGCUCUUUUGCUACUCAGCUUGUUUUAGGAUCGCGUGCAGGAACAGGAGUCCCUGAAUUAAGCAUGGCUGUUUCACAGUCUGAGAAGGCUCUGCAGAGUUCCACUCCACUGCCUGCUCAACAAAGCACACUGCAAAAACCUAGUGGCUUAGGAGAGAUUCUAUUCCCUGAAAACUCGAGUGCUGUCAGUGGAGUCCAGUCCUCGCUCACUUCCAUCAACUCGCUGCCUUCAGAUGAUGAGGGCGAAGGAUCCUCCAGGGCCUCCAGUGGACCUGAAGCCGGAGGCAAGAAGUCCAGCAUCUUGGUCCAAGAGCAGAGUCUAGUGUUCUCUGGGGAUGCCACUAAAAGAACUGACACAACCUGCUACGCUGAAGCAAGCGUAGAUGAUUCUCAGCUUAAAAAAAUAAUCAACAUUCCGGAAACUGACUCUAAGCUUGCAGGAACUCCAGAAGUCGGAGGGGAGGAAGCAAGUGGAUCUGGGACUUUAAAAGAAUCCCAAAGUGAACCCCAAACAGCCUGUCCCUCCAGCAACUCCGCCACUAGUAGCACGGACCUGGUAAAACGAGGGAUGGUAGAAAACUACUUUGGCUCAUGCUCUAGCACAGAUGUGUCUGAGAUCAGUCCUGUAGAAACGUCUGCUAUCACCCUGGGAAUCCAGUCAGGGCUGCAGGUUGAGGAGGAUGAGGAUGAGCCGGAACACGAGAUGAUUGAAAAUGGUUACUACGAGGAAGGUGACGGCUACGCUUUUCUAAACGGUGUUGCUGAUGAUGAGCAAACUGAGGCUGGAGCUGCUCAAGAGACAAGUCUUCUGUUUGAACAGCUCGGCGCUGGUUACCUCUAUGAAACCAGGGAUUUAUCAAAAGCACCUGUGUGCUCCAAUCUGUCCUCCAGCAGUGUCGGGCAUAGAUGUUCCUAUUCCUCCACCUCUUUCUCUUCCAGCCUGCAAUGGUAUGAAUGUGCACCCACAUCACAAUUGAAAGCGUUCAUCAAGGCCAAGGAAGAAAUGAAGCAGUUAAAGCUUCCUGGUUUCUUAUACAGCGAGGUUCCUGAGCUGGCAUCCACUGUGCCCUACUUCAGCUUAGAGGAGGAUGAAAGUUGUGAAGAAGGCAUUCAUCUCAUUGUGUGUGUCCAUGGCCUGGAUGGAAACAGUGCAGACCUGAGGCUUGUGAAAACUUACCUUGAGCUCGGACUGCCUGGUGCUCGUAUUGACUUCUUAAUGUCUGAGAGGAAUCAGAAUGACACAUUUGCUGACUUUGAGUCAAUGACAGACCGACUGCUGGAUGAAAUUGUUCAGUACAUUCAGAUAUACAAUCUCACUGUGUCGAAGAUAAGCUUUGUGGGUCAUUCAUUGGGGAACCUCAUAGUGCGCUCAGUCCUAACCAGGCCUAGGUUUAAAUGUUACCUAAGCAAGCUGCACACCUUCCUGUCCCUUUCUGGACCUCACCUGGGCACACUGUACAACAGCUCUGCUUUGGUCAACACAGGACUUUGGUUCAUGCAGAAGUGGAAAAAAUCUGGGUCUCUCCUGCAGCUGACAUGUCGUGAUCACUCUGACCCCCGCCAAACUUUCCUGUACAAACUCAGCAAAAAAUCUGGUCUGCAGUAUUUUAAAAAUGUGGUGCUGGUGGGGUCACUGCAGGAUCGCUAUGUUCCCUAUCACUCUGCACGGAUAGAGAUGUGCAAAACGGCUUUGAAGGACAAACAAACAGGGCCCGUGUACGCUGAGAUGAUUGAGAACCUGCUGCUGCCAGUACUUCAGAACAAAGACUGUAAUCUUGUGAGAUAUGACGUCAUACACGCCCUACCCAACACAGCCAACUCCCUAAUUGGCCGGGCUGCACAUAUUGCUGUCUUGGAUUCUGAGAUCUUCCUGGAGAAGUUCUUCCUCGUUGCAGGUCUCAAGUAUUUUCAGUAGACCUGUGUCGGAAUGAAACACUUGGACAUGAGGAAUGUGGCACGAAUACCUCACUGCAAUUAAAGGUUUUUCUCAAUAGUUUUAUUUUAAAUCUUUUGUAAAUAUAACCUUAUUAUUUUCAAACACAUUUAAACAAAAUAUUUUUUGUUUUAUUGGAAAGCUGAUGGAUAUGGACUUGACAGUUUUUAUUU
Molecule: messenger RNA, 4429 nt
Organism: Austrofundulus limnaeus
Lineage: Eukaryota; Metazoa; Chordata; Actinopteri; Cyprinodontiformes; Rivulidae
Gene: fam135a
Product: family with sequence similarity 135 member A
Biological process (GO): lipid metabolic process
Source: RefSeq, a predicted model, not a curated record